UCUCCCCAAAAAUUUCAUACUUCACAUUUUCUCAACAUUAUUUUUCUAGGGUUCAUUUCCCCUCACUCACUCGUAGAAAUCUCAGGUAGUCGACGACGACAAAGAAGAUUUAUAGUGUGUAAAUAGUAGCAAUAGUGAAUGAAACUGAGUAUGGCAUCUACUUCCGGUACUAAACCGAUGGACGAACCUUCUACUUCCGGUACUAAAGAAACCGACGAACUUUCGACUUCUUCUUCUGUAAAAGAUUUGAUAGAACAUGUGUUUUCUUGGAGUAUUCAAGAUAUACUCAACGAUGAUCUCUACAAAAACAAGGUGGAAAAAAUACCAAAGCGUUUUGAAUCCGUGCAACAUUAUCUUAUACUAUGCCGUUACUCGAAGAAACUCGCAUGGAGAUUUGUGCGCAAAUGGAGUUUAUGUCAGGUGUACCUCAUGCUGAAGUAAUCUCAGUAGAGGAGUCUAAGCUGCAUGAGGGGUCAUUCUUGUAUUGCGUCAAGGUCAAUUCCUGGAGAAACCGGUAUGGAGUAUAUGACAAAGAACCAUACAGUCCGAAACCUUGGGAUCUGUUUAUUUUGGGUGAUACUGUACCCGAGGUUGCUUCGGACUUGCAGCGGUUUGGAAGCAGUUGGUCUUUGGUUUCAGUUGUAGAAGAUGCGAAAGAGUCCGAUUCUGUGGGGGACGAAGACAAACUCACAUACUUUCAGGUUAAGACCCCAAAGCCCAUAAAGAUAGAGAUGAAAGAGGGCAUGAGGAAAUCACUUUUUGUAGUAUUUCUGGUAAACUUGGCGACAAAUACUAGAACGUGGAAGGCGCUACAUAUGUUUGGAAACUUGAAUAUUAUCAAGGAAGUUUUGUGUGCCGAUUCCAUGGUAAAGGAAAAGUGUGGCCUCUGUUCUACACAAGAUGACAGGAGUUGGGAUGGAAAAGUUGAUUCACAAUUACUGGCUCUUAAUGAAUCUCAAAGAGCUGCAAUACUUGGGACUAUAUCUGCAGUGCAUUGUAACCACAGGUCUUCUGUGAAACUUGUCUGGGGUCCACCUGGGACAGGGAAAACCAAAACCAUCAGUGUAUUAGUGUAUAGCUUGCUGAGCAUGAAUUGUAGAACCCUUGCUUGUUCCCCAAAAAGCAUUGCAGUUGCUGAACUUGCGUUACGUAUCUUAAACCUUCACAAAGAUGCUUGCGAAUCAAACUUGGGAAAGAGCAAGGCAGGUUGUUCAUUAGGGGACUUUCUCAUAUUUGGGAGUAUGGAUAAAUUGGAGUUUUGUGAUGAUCUUCGAAAGAUUUAUGUGGAUUAUCGUGUGGACAGUCUUGUAGAGUGUUUUGCUCCAUUAACUGGUUGGAAGAAACAUUUCGAUUCCAUGGUGGAUUUUCUUGAAGAUUGUGCAUCUCAGUAUCGUUUGCUUUUGGAUCAUGUUACGGAUGAUAUUGGAACUGAUUCUGACGUCCACAUGUCACUUUUCAAGUUUGCAAAAGACCGUUUCAGAGCUUUAGCGGUACCACUCAAAAGAAGCAUCAGAAUAAUAUGCACUCAUCUCCCUAAGAGACUUAUUUUGCUGGACAAUUUCGAAAAGUUGGUUACUCUUUGUGGUUUGCUUGAAUCUUUUGAAAUUUUGCUCUCCCAAAGUCAGGUGGCUGACAAGGAAUUAGAAGAACUCUUUGCACGACAAGAAGAUUAUGUCGAGGCACAACGAAGUACAGCCUUUAAUCAUAUAUCAGCCACAUUACACAAGAUGAGAAUUGAAAGUGUGCAGGUUCUAAGAUCUGUUGGUCAUUCUCUAAGUAGUCGCCUUCCAAGUUCCUCAAAUAGAAGUUUGUUAACAGAGUUCUGUUUGAAAAAUUCAUCUCUCAUCUUUACCACUGUGUCAAGUUCAUAUAAUCUGCAUGUGGUAAACCUGGAACCACUGGAUUUAUUGGUAAUUGAUGAAGCUGCUCAGUUGAAAGAGUGUGAAUCAGUGAUUCCAAUGCAGCUUGAAGCCAUACGACACGUUGUACUAAUUGGCGAUGAGUGCCAUCCACGUGCUAGGGUCAGAAGCAGGGUAUCUGAUGAAGCUGACUUUGGAAGAAGUCUCUUUGAAUGAUUAAGUUCGUUUGGGCAUUCGGAAGAUGCUCUCAACAUGCAGUACAGAAUGCAUCCUGAAAUAAGCUCCUUUCCAAAUCGCAAAUUUUAUAAAGACCAGAUUAUAGAUGCUCCUAGUGUUCUCUGUGAAAAUUUUAAAA
Papaver somniferum (opium poppy) is the source of this 2214-nucleotide messenger RNA. RefSeq lists its product as uncharacterized. The record is from RefSeq and is a predicted model, not a curated record. NCBI's taxonomy places the organism in Eukaryota, Viridiplantae, Streptophyta, Magnoliopsida, Ranunculales, Papaveraceae. Gene Ontology annotation, molecular function: helicase activity. Bases 363 to 2075 code for a protein of 570 amino acids. The transcript is spliced from 4 exons.